This is a messenger RNA of Mus musculus (house mouse), 3131 nucleotides long. It is a transcript of the gene Pex19, whose product is annotated as peroxisomal biogenesis factor 19. Gene Ontology annotation, cellular component: membrane; protein-containing complex; peroxisome. The record is from RefSeq and is marked validated. NCBI's taxonomy places the organism in Eukaryota, Metazoa, Chordata, Mammalia, Rodentia, Muridae. Gene Ontology annotation, molecular function: ATPase binding; peroxisome signal sequence receptor activity; protein carrier activity. The coding region runs from base 25 to 924 and encodes 299 amino acids. The transcript is spliced from 8 exons. Gene Ontology annotation, biological process: peroxisome organization; peroxisome fission; protein targeting to peroxisome.
CUACGGCAAGUCGGAGGCAGUAAGAUGGCGGCUGCUGAGGAAGGUUGCGGUGUUGGGGUCGAAGACGACCGGGAACUGGAGGAGCUUCUGGAAAGUGCUCUUGAUGAUUUCGACAAAGCCAAACCCUCCCCAGAACAUGCUCCGACCAUCUCGGCUCCCGACGCUUCAGGACCCCAGAAGAGAGCGCCAGGAGAUACUGCCAAAGAUGCUCUCUUCGCCUCCCAAGAGAAAUUUUUCCAGGAACUGUUUGACAGUGAGCUGGCUUCCCAAGCUACUGCGGAGUUUGAGAAGGCAAUGAAGGAGCUGGCUGAGGAAGAGCCCCAUCUGGUGGAGCAGUUCCAGAAGCUCUCAGAGGCAGCUGGGAGAGUGGGCAGCGAUGCAAGUUCUCAGCAAGAGUUUACUUCUUGCCUAAAGGAGACGUUAAGUGGCCUGGCCAAAAACGCCACUGAGCUGCAGAACUCGGGCAUGUCUGAAGAGGAGCUGAUGAAAGCCAUGGAAGGGCUGGGCAUGGAUGAGGGGGAUGGGGAAGCGAGCAUUCUCCCCAUCAUGCAGAGCAUCAUGCAGAACCUCCUGUCUAAGGAUGUGCUGUACCCAUCCCUGAAGGAGAUCACAGAAAAGUAUCCAGAAUGGCUCCAGAGUCACCAGGACUCCACUCCUCCCGAGCAGUUUGAGAAGUACCAGCAGCAGCACAGCGUCAUGGUCAAAAUCUGUGAGCAGUUUGAGGCCGAGACGCCCACAGACAGCGAGGCUACUCAGAGGGCUCGCUUUGAGGCCAUGCUAGAUCUCAUGCAGCAGUUACAGGCCUUGGGCCAUCCUCCAAAAGAGCUGGCUGGGGAGAUGCCUCCUGGCCUCAACUUUGACCUGGAUGCUCUCAAUCUGUCGGGCCCCCCAGGUGCUAAUGGCGAACAGUGUCUGAUCAUGUGAAACACAGCACAGUUUCCUCCCUGAGCCCCAGCCGUGGGGAACAUCUGGAGUCAACAGAGUCACUGGGAACUGAGGCAGGAGUAUCAUCUGUGGGAGCUGGCUGCCCCACCCACACUCUCCAUCCCAUUCAAGACUGUGCCAUACCAGCUGAUCUGUAGGCCUUUUCUAUGAGUCCUACUCCAUCAGGGUUUCUGCUGUUAGAAACAGGCCAAUUAUCUGCCAGGUGAAGGAAGGCAUCCCUUGUGGGGCAUUUCACUUCUUCCCACUCCCCAAAUAAUGUUACACAUGGCAGUACUCAUGUUCCCCUUGAUUCCCAGGGACGUCGCGCCUUGUUUCUCCUCCCUCUCUGUGUCUGGGGAGGAGGAGCUGAGUCCUGACUCUGUGCUCCUGUUAGGCAGGGCCUCUGGGAAGAGGAGAAAUGUAGCCUGAGCUGGGGCUGGAGGCUGGUCACCGCAUAUCCUUGCCUUCCUUUGGAAUUCUCUUAAGGGAAAGGAAUUUUGCACUUAGCCAUGGUCGGGUUGGAAGCAAAGCCUUGGGCUUUUCCUGUCCCUAGGUGCUGAGCCCCAAUCCCCCUUUCCUCCUGAGAACUCAUGUUGCUGCCCUGGUUCUUUCUACAGCUCUGGGAUUUAGGGGGAGCCAACUCUUGGCCUUCCUUUGCUCCCUGACUGUCCUUACGUCCUCUCUGUUUAGAGUCUUAUUUAUUCUGCCCUUUUAACCAGUGCUGUGAUGGAUGAAGGCCAAUCUUGUUUCCUUUCAUCUAGUACCUGGACCAUUCUCCCUAGACCCUUGCCUUCCUCCCUGGCCAACACAUACUUGCAGUGUCAGAUCUGGUACAUGAAUGGCCAUUCUACCCAGAUAGGUUUUAGCUUAUAUAUAGGACAUCAGAUUCCCUGGAAUCCUUGGUUCAGGAAGGUGCUUGGGAAAGGGGUGUAGCCAGAAUAUUUUUUCCCUGCAAGCCCUAUGGGGUAGUAUCUAAUAAAUAUUCUGAGCAAGUGUGUGGGUUAUUUUUCAUCCAGGUCUAUUUCUAAUCUUCCCUAGUUUCUAUAAACUGCAGAGUGAGAUGUGUUAGGAGAUGGAUAGUUCUGUAUAGUGUUGUUAGGCUCUACCAUGGCCCAGCCCUCCAGCUCAGCAAAAGAAUACUGUCUUCGUCUCCUUGGCACUUAUUUCAGUCUUAACGUUUUACGAUAUAGCUGAUGUUAGUGAUUGAUAUAUUAUCAACAUGUUUUCUAAAUUAUCUAACUUUGAAUCAACCUGCUUUUUCACAGUGGUUCUAAGCACCAUGGUUGCCAUAUAUUUUAUGGAUAUUCUUUUAGGCCACCUAGCUAGUUCACUUGGAAAAUAACGUUUUAAAAAUAUAUUUUUUAUUUAUUCUUUGGAAUUUUAUACAUGUAUACAAUGUAUCCUGAUCAUAUCCACCCUCCCACCCCACCCCACCCCACCUGCUGGAAAAUAACUUUGGCAAGAAGAAAUUCACAUUUAUCAUUUGAGUCACUUCGAGUUCGUAACAUCAUUUCCCCUGGGCUAAAACCACAUUUAAGGAUGCAACAUAUUCUAUGGAAAUGUGCUUGCGGCCUCGGUCUGGGAACUUCCCAGCCAGCACAGCUUAUCAAACGGAAGACUCGGGGUCUGAAUUUGAGACUCCUCCAUGCGCUGAGGAAGGGAAAAUGAAUGUACCAGCUGAUCUGUGGUGAUGAGUGGGGUCUGAAUUGCCAAUAUUUUAUUGAUGCUCCUGACAAAAGCUUGACAAGGACAGGUGAGGAGACAGGAACAGGAAUGAUCGGCCCUUGGAACUGUUCUCAUUGCCAUGCUGGCCAAACUUUAUUCUCAUUUCUGCUGGUGAUGCUGUGGUCCACCAUGGUUUUAUUUUCAAGACUUUUUUUUUUUUUUUUUUUUUCAUUUUAAUUUGGUUGAACAUGAGCAAGUUGACCUUGGGUUGGACUUUUUUCCUAAAUACCAUUUGAAUUACUCUGGGACUUAGAGCUGAAUAAAACCUGGUACCCUAGGGCAGUCCUCCUCAAGGUAUGUGUGGUAAAGGACCAGAGUUUAGUCCCUCUGCAUCAGUAUGUGGAUCUGUUGCCCGUGACAGAUAUGUAAUUGAGACUAUAUACAACUUGUAUACAAAUUUGAAAACACCUAAACUGUCUAGACUCUGUUACAGGUUAAGCCCACUGAUCACAUAAUUAAAUUUCACAGCUAUAUCAAAUACU